Boleophthalmus pectinirostris (great blue-spotted mudskipper) is the source of this 3843-nucleotide messenger RNA. RefSeq names its product Rho guanine nucleotide exchange factor (GEF) 25a (gene arhgef25a). Bases 175 to 2451 code for a protein of 758 amino acids. Gene Ontology annotation, molecular function: guanyl-nucleotide exchange factor activity. The record is from RefSeq and is a predicted model, not a curated record. NCBI's taxonomy places the organism in Eukaryota, Metazoa, Chordata, Actinopteri, Gobiiformes, Gobiidae. The transcript is spliced from 19 exons. Gene Ontology annotation, biological process: axon guidance. Gene Ontology annotation, cellular component: cytoplasm; plasma membrane.
AUCUCAUCUCCACCCAAAUCUAAACUGAUAAAAUCACGACACGAACCGCGAUUUGGACCCCAGGCGCGCUCUCUAUCCCCGCUCGGAUUGCUCCACGAGAGGCGACAGGCUAAAAUACCCUUUUCCAUCCAAGAGUAUGCCAGAGAGUAACAAUGGAGAAACAAAGAGGAAAAAAUGAUGAUGUCUCCAGUGGAUGGACAGUUACAGUCAUCACAAGGCUUUAAAGAAGGAGUGGGCUCUCCGGUCUUGGUCACUUCGAUCUUUGGGAUGCAUCCGGAGGGGAAGAUGCUGUUCCUGUGUGCCAUGCUGCGUGGGAUGAAGCUGCGGCCCCCUGUGAUGCUCUCCUUCCUCUCAGAACAGCAGGAUGUCUCUGAGGGGGCCGAGCUGGACCUCCCAUCGAGCGAAGAGGAAAAGGGGCCAGUCCUGGGACAGUGGGACCCAGAGGCACUGGAGUGGGAGCAGAACUCUGCGGAGGAAAACCUAGAGGGGACAGACCAGACAGACUCUUACUCAGCAGCAGGCAGUGAGGGUAGCAUCUCCACCUCUGUAGCAUCGCUGCCUCCCCAGGCCUCAGGCAGCUCUGCACCCAGCUCCCCCAGCUCCAGGCGCUCAGUGAGCACCCUCAAGAAAUGGCUUACAAACCCGGUUCGCAAACUCAGCGCCGGGGCCACAUCUAAAGGGGAACGUCAGGUUCGAAAACUGGAGGGGAAGCCCCCACCUGUGCCCCCACACCCCAUUCAGGAUCUGGGUAGCCCUCCGCAACUGGAUGAGAGUUUCACCAUCCUCUCCAUGACACAUUCAUUAGAGUGGAAAGAUGGCCUGGCCAGCCCGGAGGACCUGUCACCGGCUACACUCCAGUCACCCAGCUACAUCACUGACUCUCUGAUUGGCUGCACAUCCAUACCAAACAACCAGGAUACUCAGUCUACAGUGGUCGGGCCUGAAGACAGCGCCUCAGUCAUAAUGGACGACACCUCAAGCCAGUCCUCUGCUCCGGCCGACACAGAGGAGGAGAGAAGAAGUGCCUUAGAGAAGAGCAUGUACGUGCUUAAGGAGCUCAUUGAGACAGAGAAGCACUAUGUAGCAGACCUGAGCUUCAUAGUCGAGGGAUACAUGGCCACUAUGAAUGCCAAAGGGGUACCAGAGGACAUGAAGGGAAAGGACAAGAUUGUUUUUGGAAACAUUCACCAAAUAUUUGACUGGCAUAAAGACUACUUCCUGGGAGAGCUGGAGAAGUGUGUAGCAGAGCCAGAGAGACUGGCCCAACUUUUCAUUAAACAUGAGAGACGUCUGCACAUGUAUGUGGUGUACUGUCAGAACAAACCCAAAUCAGAGCACAUUGUGUCUGAGUACAUAGAAACUUAUUUUGAGGAGCUCAGACUACAGCUGGGGCACAGGCUUCAGCUCAACGACCUUCUCAUCAAACCUGUGCAGAGGAUCAUGAAGUACCAGCUGCUGCUCAAGGACUUCCUUAAGUAUUACACCAAGGCUGGAAUGGAUACAGAGGAUUUGGAGAAAGCAGUAGAAGUGAUGUGCUUUGUGCCAAAACGUUGUAACGACAUGAUGAAUGUGGGUCGUCUACAAGGCUUUGAGGGGAAGAUCACAGCGCUGGGCAAACUGCUACAACAGGACACAUUCACUGUGACAGAGCAGGACAUUGGAUUCCUCUCCAGAGCCAAAGAGAGACGGGUUUUCCUCUUCGAGCAGCUUGUCAUCUUCAGUGAGCCUAUUGACAAGAAGAAAGGCUUCUCUAUACCGGGAUACAUCUUCAAAAGCAGUAUAAAGGUGAGCUGCCUGGGGGUGGAGCCCAUUGUGGAUGGAGAUGAUGCACGCUUCGUCUUGACAUCACGGAACCCAGAUGGGAGUGUGGUGCGCUUCCAGCUCCAGGCCGCCUCCCCUGACAUCUGCAGGGCCUGGGUCAACGACGUGGUUCAGAUCUUAGAGACACAACGCAACUUCCUCAAUGCCUUACAGUCUCCAAUUGAGUACCAGCGCAGGGAGAGUAAAUCUAACAGCCUGGGCCGCAGCAUGAGACCCCCUCUGUCAGCGACCACCUCCCUGCGACCGCACUCCUCCGCCUCUAUCGACCGACACAAACUGCCCUCUCUGCACUCCCACAACACAUCUCUGCCCGCGCUCUACCUGCCAAGCCAGACCCAGGGUUCCGGGCUCAGCGAGGUGUUUGCUCUGCAGGAGCCCACUUUGGUCCAGCCGUGCACUGCAGACUCCCACACUGUUUCUCUGUCACAUGUCCAGCUGGGCUUCACUGACCAGGCCAGUGUUCAAGCUGUGUCAAACGGGCUGUACACCCCCAACUCACAAAGUGCACAGCAGAGGGCAGGAGAGGGUUGUCGAAGAGGGCAGCUCUGCGAUUCUGGGACUCCUGUGUCUGGACCUUCAGCAGGACGGAGACCCAGUAACUUGGCCCAGCUGACAGAAGACGAACUCUAGGAGUCCUGAAUGCUGAAGAAAGUAGCUGGCUCCUGCUGCUGCACAUGCAAGACUUUGAUACUGUCUAUUUAUGUUGCUACGGCCGGGCUGGACCUCUACCAGGCUUAGCAUUUGACGGGACAAAUGCAGAAGUUCAAGUGACUGCUGCCCACUCCAAAAGGGGCCCAAUCACUCAGUGUUACAAAUAUUUUUUUUGCUUUUUACUUUUUUAAUUUUUUGAACUUUUUUCAAGGUCAAGGGGAAUUUAUUAAUGAAGAAAAUCCAUUCCUGAUUGGGGCGGUCACUGGAGCUAUAUAUGUGUGAAUAUAAUUUUGGGAUGAAUGUGUGAAUGCAAAUGUGGGUGAUCCUGGGCCAGUUUUGGACAUAAUUUAUUUUAAGUCUCAAAGCAAGGACAGACCCCACAGCAAAUGCUUAGGCCUACUGUCAUUCCCACAUUGAGUCUAAACAUUGUUUAGGUUUGACAGAAAUAGGUAAAACAAAUCACUUGAUCCAAACCUGCCAAAUUCAUGUAUAUUUGUGCUCAGCUCAGAGAACUUUCUUGCCUUCGUGAGAGUUCAGUACACUCUCAGCCAUUCUGUUUGACUUCCCUCCGUUUGAUCCGGACAAAAAAGGAGCAAGGGAGCCCCCUGGAGGUUUUUUCUGAAUAUGACGUCACUUUGAAAAUACUUGGCUCCUCUAGUAACUCCCAAGGAAUUACAAGGUGCAAUCAAAGGGACUGUAUUACUCCAACAUUACUGAGUUCUUCACAUUUGUGGGUAAGGCCAAAGUUGUAUUUCCCAGGUUUUAUUUCAUCAAAAAUUAUACUACUUGUGAAUAUUCACAACUAAAGCUCAAGACAGAGUUUACCAUAAUGCCGGUGCAAUGCAAUGCUAAGGUAUUAAACCAGAUGUCUGGGGAUCUAAAUAAUGUGCAACAUUAGUUAACCACAUUACAUUUCAAAUGGCUGUGCCAAAACAGCUUCUUUUGCGUGUCUUUUAUGUGUUAAUGAAAGAUUUCAGUGUCUAGAGAAAAGAAGAAGUAUGAAAAUAUAAUUGUUCCAAUAACUGAUGGACAGAACUCAAUUACAUUUUAGGCCAGUAGAGGUCCCCACAAUAUUCUGACUUCCAAUUAAGUGUCUCAUACAGCUUCACCAAAAACCCAAAGAAUAUUUCACUAAAAGUAUUUUUGAAAUCAUUCACCAUAAAAUCAGGCAGUUUUGCAUGUAACACAAUGGAAAAUCAAUAAUGAAACUCUGCAGACAGAGUUUUAGUUGAUGCCAUUUUUGAUUGACUAGAAACUGUUGUAUCAUAUCAAAUAAAAAGUGACUUUUUUGGAUAUCAGAAAGUUUGUGUUUUAUUGUAUAUGUUUAUAAAUAAUAUAUCUACCUAACUGAAAGUUGGGACAAAGAGACAA